AUUCAAAGAAUCAAAUGAAUCUUCUUUUCAAAAACAAAAUAUAAGUAAAGUAGUAGAUGAUGAAAUAGUAAAUGAUGAUGAGAUAUUAGAUGAGAUAAUGGAAGAUAAAAUAUUAGAAGAUGGUAUAUUGAAUAAUAAAAUAUUAGAUAGUAAUAAUUUAUCUGAUAUGGAAUUAGAUGAUAAACAAGAAGAAAAAGAAUCAUUAAAAGAUAGUUUGAUAAAAGAUAUGGAUAUUCAUACUAAACAAAAUAAUAAAAGUCAAAAUUUACAAGAUAUUUUAUCAAAAAUAUUUGUAAAUGCUGUAUUAGAAUGCUAUGAUGAAAUGGAAAAAGCUUAUUAUUCAGCAAAUUUUCUUUCUGUAUAUUUUAAUUGUGAUUCAUUAGAAUAUAUAAUAUCUAUAUCUAAAGAUCAAUAUCUGUACUGUGAAUUAUGUACUGCUAAUUCUGAUAUAAAAAUUAAAUUAGGGAAAGGGAAA
Racocetra persica is the source of this 475-nucleotide messenger RNA. Lineage: Eukaryota; Fungi; Glomeromycota; Glomeromycetes; Diversisporales; Gigasporaceae. The record is from the annotation of a GenBank genome assembly.